AGAGCAGAAAGGUUCUAUUUCUUAUUUUUUUCGUUGCUUUUGGCAAAAUACUGCCGCCUAUUGGCCAUGAAUCUAAGAUAUGUUAUUGGUCCGUUUUGUAUUGUGUGGGCUAGCCAAUGAGCAAAGGGCUGGAGGACUAUGUAAACUCCUGUUUGAAGAAAACCAUUGUCAUUACUUUGAAGCAUUUACGUACCGAAGUAAAACAUGUCUGGAAGAGGUAAAACCGGAGGCAAAGCCAGGGCGAAGGCCAAGACCCGCUCAUCUCGUGCCGGGCUUCAGUUCCCCGUCGGCAGAGUGCACAGGCUCCUCCGUAAGGGUAACUAUGCUCACCGCGUCGGAGCCGGUGCUCCCGUCUACCUGGCGGCGGUUCUCGAGUAUCUGACCGCUGAGAUCCUGGAGUUGGCUGGAAACGCGGCCCGCGACAACAAGAAGACCCGCAUCAUCCCCCGCCAUCUGCAGCUGGCCGUCCGCAACGACGAGGAGCUCAACAAACUCCUAGGCGGAGUGACCAUCGCCCAAGGCGGUGUGCUGCCCAACAUCCAGGCCGUCCUUCUGCCCAAGAAGACCGAGAAGCCCGCCAAGAAAUAGAUUAUAAAUCUACCUUUAACCCCAAAGGCUCUUUUAAGAGCCACCCAGAUUUAACCAAAGAGCUACAUCUUUUAAACCGGUAAACGCCACUGCUUUUAAAGUUAACAUAGUUCCUUUAGGUCGGGUUGGAGUCCCGACGUGGGUUCCAGCGAGACUGUUGAUCUUAAAGACAUUGCACUUUCUAUUUUUACUUAAAUGCCUAAUUAACUUUCCCUUUUUAUUAUCUGUUUUUACCAGAAAAAUACAUGAUCUGAUACCAGAGAGAAAGGAUAAGGGUUUGAGACCCAAUUUCUGUCUGGGUUAGAGUCCCAGAGAAAGGACCAUCUUCCUUGGGUCGGGUUGGAGUCUUAGGGAAAGACCUGAGUUCUGUCUGGGUUAGAGUCCUGACGUCUGUCU
Gadus morhua (Atlantic cod) is the source of this 984-nucleotide messenger RNA. Its product is annotated as histone H2A. The coding region runs from base 205 to 588 and encodes 127 amino acids. The record is from RefSeq and is a predicted model, not a curated record. Lineage: Eukaryota; Metazoa; Chordata; Actinopteri; Gadiformes; Gadidae. Gene Ontology annotation, cellular component: nucleosome. Gene Ontology annotation, molecular function: structural constituent of chromatin; DNA binding; protein heterodimerization activity. The transcript has a single exon.